This is a messenger RNA of Cotesia congregata, 2718 nucleotides long. Lineage: Eukaryota; Metazoa; Arthropoda; Insecta; Hymenoptera; Braconidae. The record is from the annotation of a GenBank genome assembly.
AUGGCGUCUAAGGCUCAUAUUAAUAAUACAGUAAAUGAACGUCGCUUACGACCAAUUUAUGACUGGCUAGACAAUGGAAAUAACAAAAAAGCACUCCAAGAGGCGGAUAAAGUACUCAAAAAACAACCGGAUAAUCAGUGUGCGAGAGUAUUAAAGGCUUUAGCUUUAUUACGAUUAGGAAAAGAAGAUAAAUGUCAGGAUAUUAUGGAUAAAGUACGUUCGGAAGUACCAUGUGACGAUUCAACGCUUCAAGCAAUGAGCAUUUGUUACAAGGAAAUUCAUCAACCUGACAAAAUACGAGAAGUUUAUGAAGCAGCAGCUAAAGCCGAUCCAAAUAAUGAGGAUUUAUUGACACAUUUGUUCAUGUCAUAUGUACGAUUGGGUGAUUUUAAAAAGCAACAGCAAACAGCGCUCGCUUUGUACAAAUUAAAACCAAAAAAUCCCUACUAUUUUUGGGCUGUUAUGAGUGUUGUUAUGCAAGCCAUACAAGCUGAGGAUGCCUUAGCCAAAAAUAUUAUAUUACCUCUUGCUGAGAGAAUGGUGUUAAAAUUAGUCAAUGAAGGAAAAUUAGAAGCAGAGCAAGAAGUUCAGUUGUAUAUUAUGAUAUUGGAACUUCAAGGAAAAAAUGAACAAAUUUUAGAUGUUUUAUCUGGACCAUUAGCUGCUCGACUUUCAGGGGUGCCACAGCGUAAAGCUGCUCUUCUUUUACAAUUACAACGAUACGAAGAAGCUACAACAGCUUUUAAGGAAUUAAUAAACGAAGAUAAUGAUAAUUGGUCUCAUUAUCUAAGUUACUUGACCGCCGCACUAGAACAUCAACAGCCCAGUGAGUGUUUAGAAUUUUUGGAUAGCAUAGCAGAAACUUGUGGAAAAAAAGCUCGAGCUCCACAUUUAGCUCGGUUUGAAUUAUUAAAACGCGUUGGUUCCAGUAAUGUUGCUUUACGGGCUAUUAUGGAACCGGUAAAAUUGAUGCGAUUGUACUUUGAGCAAUUUGGUAACAAAGGCUGUACAGUUGGUGAUUUGAGAUUAUAUUUAAAUUUAUUAAAUUUUGAAGAACAAUCACAACUGCUUGAAAGUAUGAACGAAGACAUUGGAAUAGCUGACGAUGCAGCACCUACAAAGACAGAUCAAAUGCUACGGCAUAUUCAUUGUGAACAAUUACGUCGUGCAUGUGGUAUGCACCAUUCACCUAUUUUGGAUAUAGAAAAACGUCAAAAACUAGUUGAUCGUUUACGUGAUCUUUACGAAAAGGGAAAUGAAUUAUGUAUAAACGACGAAAGAUUGCCAACUGAUUUUGCUCCAUUUGAUUCUUAUGCUCUUCUUGCUGCGCAUUUACUGAUACAAAUGUGGUAUGAAUCGUACGAAGCUUCGCAUCUUUACAAAGCAAUGGCGUUAUUAGAGCGAGCUUUAUCAAUAAGUGUAGCGAAUUUCCAUUUGAAAAUAGUUUUAAUACGAGUUUAUCUAGAAGCUGGUUUAAUAGGUGCAGCAGAUCAUGUUUUUUCCUUACUAGAUGCAAAACAGAUUCAAUUAGUCUCUUUGAGCUAUUUGUAUGUUCCACUUUUGGCUCCACUUGGGCACUUAUCUAGUGCUUCAAAUGCUCUUGAUCAAGCUGUUAAAUUUUUCGUGGCUAAUUACAAGCAUAGUGCAGAUCGUCUAACUUUCGCUUAUAAGUAUGGAAGUUUUGCAAAAAUUCAAGAAUUUGUUGAUUUAAGAGAACGACUUGACAAUUCUUUACAUUUUGCUACAUCAACUGUUGACAAAAUGUUGCUGGAACUGAGCUGGUGUGAUAGCGCUAAGUCGUUGUCCAGAGCGUUAGUUUCAAUGAGAGUGCUACCUCACGAAGAUUCAAUACGAUGGGAACUAUUGCGCGACAACAGAGAUCUUGAAGUUGUUGUUGGUUGGGAACCAUCGACUGAUGAUAAAGACCCUCGAAAGCAUGAAGAAACACGUGUCUGUAUGCUUCAAUUACUUGCCGCUCGUAAUCUUAUUUUAAGAAUAAUUGCUGCUACGGCUGAAGAACAAGAUUGUUCGUUACUUUUGGCAAAGUUAUCACAUGAACUUGAAACUUUAAACAAUGAACGCAUACCAAAGUGUCUUGAAAAAUUUAUGACUGCAGAUAGACGUGUUAGAGUUGAGAGUAUAUUAGUGCCAAUAGAUGCAGUCGAACGUUUGCGUGAAUCAUAUGAUUCUCAACAAUUAAUGGUUAUUGCCCGACUCGCUGAUUCGUUUUCUCAAUUUUCCCGACCAAAUUCUCAAUGUAUUGAAAUUAUUCGAAAUGCUCACUGUUUGAAAACCUUACCUAUACCAACUACCGAUGAGCCUGUGUCUUAUAAAGAUUUUCUACUUCGUGCUGCUACUUGUGGCGAAACUCUUUCAUUUCUUGGUAUAAUGUGUGCUUCUUAUAUAAAUCAAGCUCAUCCUCAAAUUAAUAAUAAAAAAAAUCGGAAAAAAACUAAUAAAGAAGUCGAAUCAUCAUUUACUGCUGAUGACAUUGAGUGCUGGACAGAAAUUAGUGAUUUAUUCAUGAAAAGGACAGAAAAAUUAGAAAAUGUCUUGUCUGAGUUUGAAAAACGUUCAGUGAAUACAGGACUUGAUACAGAGGAAAAAGCAGCUGCAAUAGUUGCAGAACGUGUUCAAGAAAGUAUUCAUCGAAGUUGUUGGAUGCUCAGAUCACGGCUUCAACUUACCACAAAAUUAUUAAAUAAUUUCCGUAGUUGA